Molecule: messenger RNA, 13292 nt
Organism: Talpa occidentalis (Iberian mole)
Lineage: Eukaryota; Metazoa; Chordata; Mammalia; Eulipotyphla; Talpidae
Gene: ASXL1
Product: ASXL transcriptional regulator 1
Exons: 11
Coding region: 842-5635 (1597 amino acids)
Biological process (GO): animal organ morphogenesis; positive regulation of transcription by RNA polymerase II
Cellular component (GO): PR-DUB complex
Molecular function (GO): peroxisome proliferator activated receptor binding; chromatin binding; DNA binding
Source: RefSeq, a predicted model, not a curated record
GUAGUGAUGUCAGUAAAUUCACAUAUGUAUAUAUUUGGUGGUGGUAUGGAAUUAUCUCCCAGGUUGUGUAUCUGAACAGAGGGUAGGAAUGGGUGACAUCCAUUUCUUUUCAUUAGAAACACAACAGCUUUUCCUGUCCUGGUUCCUGGUUCUUCCUUAAUUCUAGACAUGGGCUUGUUUUUUUUGUGUGAGGAGUCAUUUUGUAUUCUGUUUUGCAAGUUUUAGUUAUAGAGAAUCUGAUACGCUCAGUGUGUCUAAAACUACCAUAUCUUUGUACUUUGAUUUAGCAUCAAAGAAGGGUAGUCUCAUCACUUAUAAAGCCCACUGGCUUUUAACCUGCCCACUGAUUCAAGUCAUUCAUAAUAUGAAUAUACUAAUUUUGGGGUGACCUUGGUUUUCUCAUCCUAUGAUGUAGUUUGCCUAGAAGCAACAAGUUGUAAAUAUAUAAGAAAUUGUAGGCAUGAAAACUAGUGACUGUCUUUUCUCUUUUUUAAAGAUUUAUUUAUUUAUUUAUUUAUACAAGCACUUGGGUACAGUCAGAAGCGCGGGAGGGUGAGAGAAUUCACCAGAGCCUGAGCGGGGAGCAGAGCAGGCAGAAGGACCGAAGUACACUGCUGAGGGGAGCAGCGGGUGGCAGGAGAGGUCUGCGCACCAUGUGGGACCCUCCUGCAGUGGCAGGGGAGCAGCCGGGGAUUGAACCGGCGCUGCAGGGGCUGCGGGCAGCUUCGCAACCCAGCGCUCAACCACUGUGCCACCAGGGAGGCCCGACUGUCCCUUCUUAAUCCAUUUCUGUUCUCAUCCUCAUCCCAAACCUUUUCUUUAUUUUUAUUGUAAAUGAUGAAUGAAAAGAACACAAAACAGUUUCUUAGCACUUAGAACCAACAGCAUGUUUUUGCCUGGUAAGCUUUUGCUACUUGAAAUUGACCUUUUUGGGUCUAAAGAGCCUCAUUUUUUAGAUCUCAGUUCAGAUAUUCUGUUGACAUUUUGUGGGGAGGGGCGAUCUGGAUUGUUAGAUCACAUUGAUUUAAAUGGUACCUUUGUACUGUGCAGUGUUAAAAUUGUGCUUUAUUUUUGUUUUUCUGGGCUACUUCCCAUCAUGCUGCUGCUGUCUGCACUGCUGUUGGACCACUAUGUCUAUAGAAGCGGAACAUCCCCUCUUGCGUGUCUCAAUGCCAUGCUACAUUCCAAUUCAAGAGGAGGAGAGAGCCUGUUUUAUAAAUUGCCUGGCCGAAUCAGUCUUUUCACUCUGAAGAAGGAUGCCCUGCAAUGGUCUCGCAAUCCAUCUGCAGUAGAAGGAGAGGAGACAGAGGACACAGCUGAUGUGGAGAGCUGUGGGUCUAAUGAAGCCAGCACUGUGAGUGGUGAAAAUGAUGUGUCUCUUGAUGAAACAUCUUCAAAUGCAUCUUGUUCUACAGAAUCUCAGAGCCGGCCUCUUUCCAAUCCCAGGGACAGCUACAGAGUUUCCACACAGGGAAACAAGCAAAAGAAAAAGACUGGGGUGAUGCUGCCUCGAGUUGUUCUGACACCUCUGAAGGUAAACGGGGCCCACCUGGAAUCUGCAUCAGGGUUCUCGGGCCGCCACGCCGAUGGCGAGAGCGGCAGCCCGUCCAGCAGCAGCAGCGGCUCUCUGGCCCUGGGCAGCGCUGCUAUUCGUGGCCAGGCCGAGGUCGCCCGGGACCCUGCCCCGCUCCUGAGAGGCUUCCGGAAGCCAGCCACAGGUCAAAUGAAGCGCAACAGAGGGGAAGAGAUAGAUUUUGAGACGCCUGGGUCCAUUCUUGUAAACACCAAUCUCCGGGCCCUGAUAAAUUCUCGGACUUUCCACGCCCUGCCAUCCCACUUUCAGCAGCAGCUCCUCUUCCUCCUGCCAGAAGUGGACAGACAGGUGGGGACAGAUGGCUUGUUUCGUCUUAGCAGUAGUGCACUGAACAACGAGUUUUUCACCCAUGCGGCUCAGAGCUGGCGGGAACGUCUGGCUGAUGGUGAAUUCACUCAUGAGAUGCAAGUCAGGAUACGACAGGAAAUGGAGAAGGAAAAGAAGGUGGAACAAUGGAAAGAAAAGUUCUUUGAAGACUACUAUGGACAGAAAUUGGGGUUGACCAAGGAAGAGUCGUUGCAGCAGAAUGUGGGCCGCGAGGAGACUGAAAUCAAGAGUAAUUUGUGUGUCCCAGGAGAAUCGGCACGUUCACAGCGUGGUCCAGCCACCCGCCAGCGAGAUGGGCAUUUCAAGAAACGCUCUCGGCCAGAUCUCCGAACCAGAGCCAGGAGGAAUCUGUACAAGAAGCAGGAACCAGAACAAACAGGGAUUGCAAAAGACACACAGUCUGUGGUCCCAGAUACUCCCCUCUACAAGGAGGGGGAGGCUGAGACUGAUGCACCAGAGGGUGGCAGCCCCCACCUGCCAGGAACAUCUUCUGCAGCACCUAACCCAGAGGGUCUUGAAUCCCCAGGUGAAGCUCUGGCUUCCCAGAUCCAGACCGAAACAGAGGAUCUGGUGCAUGCCUCUUCUUCUCCAGAUAGAAUUCCCAGCUUGCCUCAGGAGACUGUGGAUCAAGAGCCCAAGGAUCAGAAGAGAAAAUCCUUUGAGCAGGCGACCUCUGCAUCCUUUCCCGAAAAGAAGCCCCGGCUUGAAGAUCGUCAGUCCUUUCGUAACACAAUUGAAAGUGUUUACACCGAAAAGCCACAGCCCACCAAAGAGGAGCCCAAAGUCCCGCCCAUCAGGAUUCAACUUUCACGUAUCAAACCACCCUGGGUGGUUAAAGGUCAGUCCACUUACCAGAUAUGCCCCCGCAUCAUCCCCAUCACGGAGUCCUCCUGCCGGGGCUGGACUGGUGCCAGGACCCUCGCAGACAUUAAAGCCCGUGCUCUGCAGGUCAGAGGGACGAGAGGCCACCACUGCCAUCGAGAGGCGGCCACCACUGCCAUCGGAGGGGGGGGUGGCCCGGGUGGAGGUGGCGGCGGGGCCACCGAUGAGGGAGGUGGCAGAGGCGGCGGCAGUAGUAAUGGUGGUGAGGCCUGUGACCACCCUAAGCCCAGGGGAUCCCCGAGCACCCCUGGAGAAUGUGCGUCAGAUCUACAGCGAACACAACUACUGCCGCCUUGUCCUCUAAAUGGGGAGCAAGCCCAGGCCAUAACUGAUGUGUCCAGAGCCAAGAGAGAGGACCUCAUGUCUCUCAAAAAGGGAGAGAGCAGUCCUGUACGAAGGGUUUCAGACGUCCUCACAAGCAGACUGGAUGAUGCCUCCCAACUCCCCGUUGCUCCAACUGGGGAUCAGCUAUGCCCUCAAAGGAUCCCAGAUUCCCUGUCCUCCACAACCCCAGCACCUGAGAGAUUAAUUGAGCAGCCUCCAUUGCAUCAAGAUGUUAGAACUGAAUGUGGGUCUGGUACCACUUCCUGGGAAAAUGAUAAAGAACAAGGACCCACUGUACCCACAGAGAACAGAGCUAUUCAGUCUCUGGUGGGGGAUGUUGUAUUAGAAGAGGGAACUGGCCAGACUAUAGAUGGUGACUGUCCCACCAUGAAGGAGCCUGUGAAUGUGACCCCCAUUUUCACUCCUGAAUCGUCAUUUGCUGGUUGCCUGCAGGACAGACAAUUUGAUGACGAAUUAGGUCUUGGUGACUCAUGCCCACCCAUAAGGGAAAGUGCUACUAGACAAGAAAACUUGAAAACUAAGGCUCUUGUCUUUGCUGGUGCUGCUGCUUGGAUGCCUGGCCCAUCGAAUGACAAGACAGUGGGACAGCCUGAACUGAACUCUGAAGAAAAUGUCCCAUCUGUUGAGCCCCAGGUCAGCAAAGAGCCGAAAGAAGCUCCUCCCCUCACUUCUGCAUUGCCUGGGGGGUUGAUAGCUGAAGAGGGUCUAGAGCCCCCCAGUAGCUUUCCUUCACUCUGGACAGUGCUGGCUGGAGGAUAUGCUGACAGUUCUGGCAACAACUGCAAACAGGUGGAAGUUGAGAGGCUGAAAAUCAAUGGAGACUGUGAAGCAUUGAGUCCUCACAGUGAGUCCACAGACACAGCUUCUGACUUUGAAGGCCACCUCUCUGAAGACAGCAGUGAGGCCGAUCCUAGUGAAGCCACAGUGACAAAGGAAUCUUUGGUGGCAGACAAGGAGGAGAAACAUGACUGUAACCUAUCUGCCUCACUGUCCAAGGUGAACAGUGACCCAAGUCUGAUUUCAAGGACAGAUGAAAUAGCUGCUCCUCAGAGCUGGGUGUCUCGAGUAUGUGCAACCCCUCAACGGAUCCCAGACUCCCUGCUUCUGGCCAGUACUGAGUACCAGCCAAGCCCCAUGCCACUGGGCAGAUCCGGGUCCUCAGUGGAGGUGACUAACCCACUAGUGAUGCAGUUGCUACAGGGCAGCCUGCCUCUAGAGAAGAUUCUUCCUCCAGCCCUCAACAGCAAACCUGAAUCUGCACACCUCCCACUCAUGGAAGAGCCGAGCCAGGGUGGAUCCCAUGGAAUGGGAUCUUUACAAGAUCCUGGAGAAAACCGGUGCAAGUUUGGCAAAAGCAACCCUAGUACUCUAACAUCUUCGAAGGAACCACUUCUAAUCGAGAGCCAUGAAGCAAGCAGUAAUCUUGCCAGACUAGAGGCCACCCCAACUUCUGGUGCGCCCCAAAAGAAUUUCAAGACAGCCCCAAGUUUAGACUCCCUCUAUCCAGUGACAAAUCCAAUGGCUGCCUCUGGGAAACUCCAAGGGGAUUCCAAAGAGCAGUUCUCUCUCUUCAGUUCUGAAGAUCAAAAGGAAGGCCAUGACCUAUCCCAGUGCAGUAAUCCCAUUACUGUCCCAGGCAAGAGUCCAGGAAAUCUCACUACCUCGAGAGCCCCUUGUUUCUCAUCUCCAAAUGUGAUCUCCAUGGGUCCUGAUCAGACAGUCCGGGCCCUGAGUGAUCAGAACAGUGCUGGAGGCCAAGGGAAGAAACUCUUUGGCUCUAGGAAUGUGACUGCAGCCCUUCAGUGUCCCAGGCCUGUGGCACCAGCGCCACAACCUGCUGAUACUCCUCCUGGCUUUCCUAGUAGGAAGUUGGAGCCAAGCAAAAACCCUGUAUCUGGUGGGGUACAGACUCCCAGGGAGGAUUGGGCUCCAAAGCCACCGCCUGCCUCUGUUAACAGCAUCAAGAGUCAGAAGACUUUUGUGGGGGGCCCUCUCAAGGCGAAUGCAGAGAACAGAAACGCUGCGGGGCCUAGUACUCGGGAGCUGGUGGAUCACUUGCAGGGAAUGCCCUUUGUCCUUGACCUGCCCUUCUGGAAAUUACCCCGAGAACCUGGGAAAGGACUCAGUCAGCCUCUUGAGCCUUCCUCCAUCCCUUCCCAACUCAACAUCAAACAGGCAUUUUAUGGGAAGCUUUCCAAAUUCCAGUUAAGUUCCACCAGCUUUAAUUAUCCUUCCAGCUCCCUCACCUUUCCCAAAGGCCUUGCUGGGAGUGUGGUGCAGCUGAGCCACAAAGCACACUUUGGUGCGAGCCAUAGUGCAUCACUGUCUUUGCAGAUGCUCACCGACAGCAGCAGGCUGGAAAGCAUCUCACUCCAGUGUGCGUGCAGCCUGAAAGCCAUGAUCAUGUGCCAGGGCUGUGGUGCAUUCUGUCAUGAUGACUGUAUUGGGCCCUCAAAACUCUGUGUAUUGUGCCUUGUGGUGAGAUAAUAAAUUAUGGCCAUGGGAAAAGCUGUAUAUUUAGUGUGUGUAUUUUGAUAAUGAUUGAUCUUAAAUCUGCAUACAGAAUAUCAUUGAUAUAAUAGACUGUCUCUCCAGGCAAGAGCAUUCUUGCCUCUCCCUAAAAUCUGUAGUGCUAAAGCUCCUCCAUCAUUUAACUAACCCUUCUGGUCUAACUGGAGGGGUUUCCUGCAGGGCAACUUGUUGGGCUGCCCACAGCUGACUAACCAGCCUGAGCUCCCAAUGCAGACAGCCUGGUGCGUCGUGGGGAGCCAGCCUGACCCCUAGAGGGACUUGAAGCUGAGGCAAGAAGGUUGUGUCCUCCACCAAGGGAAUUCACCUACCUGAACUGAGUAGAAAUGUCAGUCUUCCACUGCCCCCUCUCUACCAUCUUUCCUUCUACCCAGUCUGGGGAGUUGAUGGUUGGUAAGAAGCCAGCAAAGGGUUCCAGUUAACUCCCAGCAGUGCCCACCAGGGGGCUCAAGUACCUGCUGACUUAAGGGUCACAGUCAGUCAUUUGCCUGUUGACCUUUGGUUCUGUUGCUGAAGCAGAUCUGGAACUUUAUCCACUGGCCCACAGGAGCUUUUGGAACCUUGAGUAGCCCUGCUUGGACAAUAGGGUUGGGCAUAGGCCUGUCUUUACUCUUGAAAUGCCAUCUGUAGACCUUCUAAAUCAGAUGCCCAGGCAUUUGGCGGGUGAAUUCCUCUGCUUGACACCCUCCCCGUCACUUUGGACUCUGGGAAUGGGCAUCUCCACGCACCUGUGUAUGUGACAGUCAUUUUACAUUUCAAAGCAGUGUGUGUUUCUUAUUUUUAUAUUUUUAACUCUUUAUCCUUGGAUGUAUAAAGUGAACUUUUUGGCUUCUGUAAGUAUGCUCUAUGCACCUCUAAUGUUUUAUCAUGUAUUUAUAUGUUGUACACAGUGCUGGCCAAUUCUGUAAAUGGAUGUAUUAUACAGAGAACAUGACCAUCUCUCCCUUAUUUUACGUCUUCAGCGUCAUUGCAUUCAAGUGGUGUAAUUGACUUCUCUCUACCUGUGCCAGAGCCACUGCGUGCUGUGCUGCCUAAUAUGAGAGGGGCGUGAUUGACUGGUGUUUUACCAGGUUGGCCCACAUACCCCGCCACAGCCUGCCGAGCCACAGUCACUCCUGUAAGCUACUGAGCAAAUGCAUCUUGCUCCUCACCUCUUCUCCAACCUUCACUGGCUGCUUGCUGCCAUUUGGGACAAACCACCACCAGUGUUAAGUGCUCCUGGAUUUAUGGGUGAGUGCCCUGGGCAGCCCCAAGCAGGCCUUCCAGAACUGGCUCUAGGGUCACCAUCUGUCAGCAGUACCUGGGACCACACUUUCCUGGUGCCACAGGACUCCUUUUGACUUAGUUUUGACAAGUCGGGAAAGAAACAAGUAGAUGUCUCCAUAGUUGUCUUCCCUCUUCCUGCCCUGCCUUAUUUCUUGUACCUUGACUUGCGGCAGAGUUGAGAGUCCUCCCUGUUUAACCCAGGUCUCCCUGUGUGAGUGCUUCUGUAUGGAGUAUAAAUUUGGUAUGGCCUCAGCAAGCCUCAUUUCAUCUGAAGGGUUUCUCCCCCACCCCCAUUUCAUCCACUGUGGCAUUUUUGUCAUCUGAAGCAUGAGUGAAAAGUUGGCAAUGAUGUGGUGGUGAUUUAACUGCAGUAUUGGCAAAGUCCAAGUUGUCAACUUCCAGAGUCUGUUUACCAAAGAUAGGGAACAGAGGCCUAAGUGUGUCUGAUCCUCUUCUUCUGCUGUGACCUUUGGGGCCACUCUAGGGUAGUUUGAAACUGGUCUGGUCCAUGGGGCUGCCCAGGGAAAGCACUGCUCUUGUAUGUCUCUUGUGGUAUUGGAAAAAUAAACCUGUACAACCUGCAUUUGUGGUCUCGGUCAUCUUCUGUGGCCACCCUGAUGGGAUGGGAAGGAAGGCCAGGUUGGAGAGUAGAAGCUGCAUUGAAGGAGCAAACCCCAGCUGACAUCACCUUGGCUCUGGAACAAAUGUGACUCUUGUGAACUUAGUUCUACAGAUGACUCGUCAGUUUCACUGGUAUUUGGAUCUGCAAAACUUGGCCAACUUUCACUGUGUGCACUAGCAGCAGAAAUCUAAUGAAACUGAUGGGGUGUUUUUGCCUUGUGUGUCAAAGCCAUGAACUCACAUCCCUCCAUAGCUACUUACCCCAACUGCCUCAUCAAGACUGAGAUUGCUGAAGAGAUUUCCUAAUGGCUGCUCAUCUGUGGGGCGGGUGACCAGUUAUGACCUUGAAAAGCCAUAAAUGCAAGAAUCUCUCUGAGCAAUAGCAGGCAGCAGUGAAGGAGGUGCUGGCAUAAGAGGAAGUCAGACUAGUCAAGUGAGCCUGAGUGGAUGACAGGCUGUAAGAGGUUCCCAGUUAAAAGUCCUCAGACUUAAAUGGAGUACUUCAUAAUGAUUUGGGCAUAUCAGAAACUCAGUUUAUAAAUAAGCUGAAAGCACAGGGGAAAAAAGAUGGAAGCGAAAACUAAAAUACGUAUCCUUUAAUUUGUUUCUUGUGAAUUGGAGAAGGUAUACUGUAUGGUGGAAUACCUUUGGUGGAAGCACAGUCUGUGUUGCCCUCUUGUGGGUGACUUUCAGUGGUGAAGAGUGGGCUUUGUGGUGUUGGAGAUUCAUACUUGAAACCAGAUGCUGAUGGUGCCCCUUGCUUCCUCUUGUCUCUUGUGCGUCAAUUUGAGGCCCGAAAUGAACAUCUCUAACCACCAAAAGAUAGAGGCAAAAGCUCUAUAAGGGCAGUUGGAGCUGGUGUUUGGUGGUGGUUCUGUUAGACAGAAGGGCAGUUGGAGAAGUUAGAGUCAGGUGGCUGUGUGGUGACUGGGCAACUACUUUGGUGGUGUGUGUGUGUGACUUUGUGUCACACAGUGCCUGCUUCAUCUGCAGGGUUGGGACCUGACAUUGCCUAUCGAAUCUCAGCAGGAAGGUAGAAUGGUGUGGGGGCGGGUUAGACUUUGUUACCUCCCAAGGUCUGUGAUUGGGGUAAGUUCCUUGGCUUCUCUGCCAGCUUCUUCCUCAAUGGGAAUUAUAGCGUCUCCAUUACAAAGUAGUGGCUGGCCAUGUGACCUUACAGUAGCAAUCUGUACAAGCUCCUGUUUUGCUUGACCCUCACCCCAGAGGGGAGCCAUGGGGCUGCUACAAGUGCUGUGCUAAAGAGGUAGUGUGGGCUCUAGUUGGCCAUCUGCCGUUUGAACUACUACAGCCAUUCAGUACACGUUCUGAGUUUAGAGACUGAGUGCUUGGCAAGAGAGGAUUAUUUUACUUGUGGUACAAAGAUUGAGGAAAUGGUUUGGAAUAUGAAAAAGCUAUCUUACUGGCUGGACGUGGUGUCAGUUUAUUUUAUGUCUCUUUUUGAAGUCAGACCCUGCUUAAAAGAGGGGUGUGUGGGUAUGUGUGUUUAUAGUAGAGUGCCUCAAACUCAUCAGGGGCCUUAGGGAGCCAAAGAUUUGCCCGCCCUGCGCUCUGAGAGUAGGUGACACGGCCUGUGUUGCCCUUGUGUGGGUGACUUGUAGUGGUGAAGAGUGGGUCUUGUGAUGUUGGAGGUUCAUACUUGAAAUCAGAUACCUGCUUCCUUUUGUCUCUUGAGCGUCAAUUUGAAGGCCCAAAAAUGAACAUCUCUAACCAUUAAAAGAUAGAGACAAAAGCUAUGUAAGGAAAAUAGUGAGUAACAAAAGGAAUUGUCAAUUUGGUGGUUCCUUACCUUUCUGAGGACUGGCUCAUUUGAGAGCUGGUCAAGCUCUUCCCCCAGGAAUACAUACAGUUGUGCAUGCUAUUUCACAGGGUUCACGAGCUCAUUAGGCAACUGGGGCCCAUUAUUUAAGAGCCCCUGAUUGAUGGUAAUCCUGAUAAAAUCUUAGUUUAUACAAAAGAUCAGAGAGAGGACGCAAGGGAUCUUUAGUGCUCCUUAACAACUAUGCUUCCCUAACACAUUUUAAAUUACUGUUAAAAGUGCAAUUACACAAUUAAAAGAGGUUAUCAGAUUUGACAUUGGUUAAGUUUUAAUUCACUGUUGCCUGGGGGCAUUUCUGUUUGCUAUUGUCCUGUACACCAUUAACACCAGUUAUCUGGUGCCCCGUUUAAAGAAACCAGACAGGAUCAAGCAGCACUGCCCUGUCCUUGAGUGACUUUGGAUCCCAGUGCUCCGAGAGCUGCAGCACCUCAUCUGGAGGUAAGUGCUUUUCCAGCUGACUGGUGUAGUCUGCAUGAGAUGGGUCAGGGUUCUGAAUGUGUUCUCAGGUUGAGGGAUUUUAAUGGUCAGUUGGUGCUUCUUAUCAGUGGGAGCUUCAAUAGGGCAGGAAUUUUCAUGGAUUACUGAGGAUGUGCUGUCUUUGGUCUCUGUAGAGCAAGGAAAGAUGAGGCACUGAGGUUCCAGCUCCUGCUCUGGCUGUACUGCUACUGUCGGUAAGGAAGCCAGCAGGUACUCACUCGGUGCCAUGGCUUCAAACUAUUAGCCCUUCUCCUAUCCAUUCUAUUUAUUUGACUGAAUUUUAAUUUAACAAAUUAUGCCCAUUACAAAAAUGUUUUAAAAACAAGUGCUGUAUAGUAUGUCUGUGUAUACACACAAGGCAAUUUUAAUAGCUAAAUUUAUGCUUUUAACUAAUACAGAAUUGUUUCUAAGUUCAUGAUAAUCAGGUUUGCCCAGCCAUAUUCCUGCAAAAUUUCCAGGACGUUAAUACACAAGUCAUGUAAGUAGAAGGGGUGGAAAGCCCAGGCACAAACAUCAUUUUGGGAAAAGCAUUUGUUUCCUUCGAGGUUUUGGGUCGAAUGGAUGAAGGUUCGGAAAAGUGAUGGUGUUUCCUCACUUUCCAAGCUGAGAAACUAUUUGUCAGUAGAAGCUGAACUUUGGGGUAGAAGGGAUGCUCUUUGCCGGGAGUAAGUUUAAACUAAGACCUUGCUCGGUGACUGGCUGCUUCUAGGAAAGGGGAUGUGCCCAUUCCCUGUAAGUGGGAAGAAGAGCACCUCCAGUGUGUUUCCUUUCUGACAGCCUAGGAGUGAAGGGAAGGACCUUCUAGGUGAUGGCUCAGAGGCCAAGAAAAGGUGACAUCUGCUUUUUAGGUAUUUUAGUGCCAAACUAGAUUUGGAAGGACGAGAACUAGCUGGCAGGGCAGGUGAGGAGAGGACACAGUGGGGGAAGAAAACACACAUUCGGUUUGUUAUUCAGUGUUUAUUAAGUAGAUUCAGUCUUAUAUAUGAUAUACAGAUUCAAAAGAAAAAGGAUUCCACAUACUUAUGAAAUCAGUGCAUUUAGCAAGUAAUACCAUGGAGAUAACAGCUCGAUUAACAGCUCAUUGGUCUUUUGUUAAGUGAGGGGAGAGGGAGUUGGCCUGUGCUAGUCAUUCCACAAACAAAACAGAAUUUAGUUGCAUCACAUAGAGAAGACACAUUCUAAGAAUUAAAAUAUUAAGCCACAUUUACUGGAAAAACUCACUAUAUAGAACACAAAUAAUUUUUAUAGAGCAUUGAGGAGGAAGUCCUCACCUGCUUAGAAGAGCCACGUUAAGUUGCAUAGGUGCAUAUCUGUAAAAAUAUAAUUUAGAGGUGAAGCCAUUGAUUAAUAGUCACCUUUAAAAGUUGGUGCCAUCCACUGUUUGCCUUAAGUGCCAUAUGCUGUCUGGACCCUCCAGCCCCUCCCCAGAGGUGAUGCCUCAUGAAUGAGCUGCCUCAAGGGAACCCUGAAAAAUGUUUGUACCAUCUGCACUGAAAAGUCUUAAAAUCUCAUCUCAGAUGGGGAACUGAUGCUCUUUUAAAAUAUUGUUAUGCCAGGGGAUGGACAACCUCUUGGGUUCCUAAAUCCUAGGUGGCUUGACCCGGAAGAUAACAUAAAUCACUUUGACCUUCCAUUCCCAGGCUGCUGGGAGAAUUAGACCCAUCCCACAACUCUGCAGCAAAGUCCUGCUUUCAUUUCAUGUCUUGUGUGUCCAUGCAGUUACCCACCCAGCGGCCAAUAGUCUAUUCUCAGUCAUCUGCUGCACAGAGAUUUUUCUGAGCGUAUAAAAGUUUUUCAGCAAAUCUGAAUUCUAUGUGGUGUAAGUUUUGUUUUGUUUUUAGGUGGAAUCAUAGGUAAAAAGAGAGGUUUUGUUUUGUGGCUUUGCUAAGCAGAUGAGCUUAGUGAGGUGCACCUUCCUCCUCAAGAGAGAGUCUUGCAGAACACACAGGGACUGGGGCAUCUGUACAUGUAAACAGUACACUUUCACUGAGUCCAAAAUUAGGAGCAAAAAUACAAAGGUUCACAUUGGUCUUAGGUAGAUACAGGCGAAAAAGGAUCGAGCUAUUUAGCUCAGAAACAACAAAAACAAAGUUUCUAAAGCACCACUAAAUUAUAUAAAAAUCAGACCAUGGACGGAUUGAAACUGGUAUUCUGGUGAAAUACUUUACUAUCUUGUAAAAAGUUUUACAAAAAAUUACAAAUUAAAAGUAUCAACCCUCUGAGUUCAAAGCAGCAUUUUGAAAAUGGACUGGUAGUUAAUCCUGUAACCGCCCCUGAAGUCAUGAGUGGCCCUUGGGACUAGGGGUGGCUGGUUUCCACCUGUUGAAGUCCUCUAAAACCUUCCUAAUCCCCUACCUGUUCCCCUCCCCCUCAACACUGUUCUUGGGUAUAAACUGCCCCUUUCUACUAGUGGUGACAGUAAAAUGAAUUUCAGAUGGGUUACACUAUUACUGGUCUAUUAGAUCCACCACUAAAACCAAAUUCCCAUUUCUGUGAGUCGUUCCUUCUGGUGGGAUUAGCCCUCUGCAAAGACCCUGGAAUUGGUGUAUUCUACUGUGGUCUUUUACCUUAGGAUCCCAAAUAAUUGUGUGCCCUGAGGCCCUCCAUGUGAAUUUUAAAUGGCUGUGGAUCAGGGCUUUGGAAGCUCCCUUUGGGAGAAGGCAGUCCCUGGGGUGAAGGCGGGACGGCAAUGAGCUGGGUUCAGCAGAACCAGCUCUUUGGUGCUCUCCAAGUCAGGAGAGGGAAGGGUUGAAGCUGCAUCUUUUAAAACAAAAGCAAAACAGAACAAGUUCCCUGACUGAACUAGCUAAUUGAAACCUGUUUCCACAUAGUAACUUGCUCCUGAUUCUGCCAUUACCAGGGCUUCAUGUGUAGCUUCACUGGGAAGGAGCCCACCAAGAGGUGGGGUCAACACGGCAGAAUCUGUCCUGGAUGGGCCACUGGGAGCCCCCAUGGACUUUUACCACUGGCAUUCCUUUCCUUUCUCUUUAAAAUUUAAACCUACACUCUCGCUGCAGUACUAAGGCAGGCUGAAGGUGGUCGGUCAGGACAGCUUGAACUUGGAAUAACAUGACUUCAAACUGUAGCUUAUACUGAUCUUUAGAUCUAGAAAUCCCUCGUGUGGGUUGGUGAUGAAAGCUCCUUCCCCCAGUCUUUCUCACUCCUGUCUGUUAAGAAAUUAGAACCGUUUGUGCCUGGGCUGGGUCCUGUCUCCGGGAGGAGAGAUGACAUAUUAAGCAAUUGUUGUCAAGAAUUCUAAGGCGGCGAUUGUCUCUGCCAGUUUUUAACAUUUAAGAUUUUCACAAAUUGCCUGGGGUAACAUUUUGCAAAGGAUCUACUGAUUACUUUGUAGUAUUGUUCACACACAAAAAUAAAUAUUUACACAAAGUUCAAACAUCCGGGGGUGGUACUGAG